AUGUCAUCCUUGGUCAAUCUAGGCGGUAAUCAUAACAACGACGCCAAUGUAUAUGCGUUGUUGUUUAAUGUUAGUCAAAGAAAUUUUGUUCAAACAUUAUAUACCACUACCUAUCAUCCAAAUUGGUCUAUAUCCCAUAUACCAGGCCCACCACAAUCGUCAUUGUUAACAACUGUAAAAGAUAAUUUAUCGGAGGAUAGUUUUUAUCCAUUUUGGUUAUUAAUUCUAAUUGCAACAUUUGGUAGUAUAACAUCAGUAUUAACAGUUUUAGGAAAUAUUCUUGUAAUGCUUGCAUUUUUUCUUGAUCGACAAAUUCGGCAACCAACAAAUUAUUUCAUACUUUCACUUUCUGUUAGUGAUUUUCUUAUUGGUCUUUUAUCAAUGCCUUUACUUACAAUAUAUAUCUAUGCGAAAGAAUGGCCAUUAAACGCAAUUAUAUGUGACAUAUGGCUUUCACUCGAUUAUACUGUUUGUUUAACAUCAAUUUAUACAGUCUUGUUCAUUACAAUCGAUCGAUUUUGUUCGGUAAAAAUGCCAGCUAAAUAUCGUAAAUGGCGAACAACACGAAGAAUUAAUAUUAUGAUUGCUAUGACAUGGGCAGUUCCUACCCUUAUUUUUUUUACAUCGACUAUGCUUUAUCCACGCUUAAAAGGAGUUUCAAAUAUGCAAAAUGGUGUUUGUGAUGUUCAAUGGAAUAAAAAUCAUGUAUUUAAUUUAUGCUUAAUUAUUGGCUAUUUUUGGACAACAUUAUUGGUUAUGAUUGUUUUAUAUAUUUUUAUAUAUGGUGUUGCAAGAAAUCUAGAGAGAAAAUCUCAAGAAAAUGCUCGUAAAACUUCGUCACUUGUUGGCAUGGCCGGUAAUACAAUGACACAAAUAGGUGUUGGCAUAGGAGUCAAAAAAUCUCCAACAAGAACACUUCAAGAUAAACAAAAUCAUAAAACAGAUUCAACAACAAAUCAUACUGAAAAUGAUCAGGAUAUACUUCAACAGAAAAUUUUACAUAAACAAUUAAGUAGUAAUUCAUCAGAACGACAGCCAACAAAUGAUGGUGCUGAUGAUGAAAAUUCAAAUUCAUACGAAUCUCAUUCUGAUCAUGAUUUUAAUAAUACGAAAGAAAAAAGACUUCAUUUUUUAAAUAAUAAAAUUUCUCAUCAAGUUCGUCGUGGUAUGAGUGUCAAUUGGGGUAGUAAUUCAACAACAGCUGUUAAUCUAACUACAUCGAAAAAUCAACAUUAUCGUAGACAAUUUAAUCACAAACAAGCCUCAAAUGUUAAAUCAUUUGCAUAUUCACUUUAUCGUAGUCCAAUACGUUUAAAUAAUUUAUCAACAACAACAACAACAACAACAACAACAAAAAUUAAAUUUAAACAACCAACAAAUUCGACACAACCAUCGAUUACUCUAACGCCUAUACCAUCUGAACCUGAACUUUCUUUGUGUCGCAUUCAUUCUCCACCACAACCACGACCUGAAUCAUUAGCAACAAUGUCAGAAGAACUAUUUCAUGAACGGUUAAAAGCUCGGCAUUCACCAUUUUUUCCUACAAUCGAUCCACCACAACAUUCAGAAACAAUUAUCAAUGAUCAUGUAUCAGCUAAUUUUCAAUCUACUCCAUCAAUACUUUUAAAUAAAACUUCUACAGAAAAUAUUAAUCAUUCAGAUAGAACCAUAACACCGGAAAUGCAACGGGAAAAUCUUAUUGAGAUAAAUGCAACAUCUCUUAUUUUUCAAUCAGAAUUACUAGUUAAACAAAUUGCCAGUCAUUUCGAUGAUUCAUCUGAUGAAAGUUGGCGUUUACUUAAUAGCAAUAGUAGUCUGGAUAUUCCUUAUAUUGAUGAAACAGAUUUUGAAGAUUUAGGUUAUAUCUUACAUCGUCGUUGUGUCCCAUCAAAUGAUACCAAUGAACCGGUUUAUGAAGAAACUAUUGUUUACAAAUCUCCACUUUAUAUUAAACAUAGAGAUCGAUCGAAAUCCUCUUUAACAUCAAUUACCACUAAUAAUAAUGAUAAUAAUAAGGGUAAUAAAAUUUAUGAAAUCUAUGGCAAUCAUCAAGAUGCGCAUAAAGCAAUACUUGAAUCUCCCGUAUUCGAUAGCGUAGAAUUAAUUACGUAUGGUUGUACGAAUUCAAAUCCGUCCUAUGAAAAUAAACCAAUACGACAUUGUAGUUUACGUCAUGUGCCAUGUGAUGUUUUACUCAAAUCAGGAUCCACAUCAGAAUCAUUACCAAUAUCAUCAAAUGAUAGUAAUAAAACAUCAUCUAUAAUUUUCGUUUCCAAAACAAAAACACCAUUAUCUCAAAAUUCAGCUUGCCUAAAUUUAUCACCUUCAACAAGUCGACAUGCUGAUGUUGAACGUGCACUAUUUGAUUUUUACCAAUGUUGUCAAAUAAAUGAUACUGAUGAAAAUUUAACACAUAGCGAAAGUGAUUUAUUAUCCAAUUAUAAAGAAGUCAAUAAAAAAACUUCGUCAUUAUUAUAUCUUAAUGAACGAUUUUCAUCUGCAUUUACUGACGAUGAAUCGAAUUGUCCAUGUAAUAGUGAUUUAAUGAAAAUUAUGAUGUUAAAUAAAACAAAUCUUGAUACGACAAGUGAUGAACAAACACUAACGAAUAGUGUUAGUUUAAAUACGUAUAGUCAAGAUUUUUCUGUGGACAAAAUUUUUCAACCAUUUAAUUUAAACGAGCAAUUAUCUCGAAAUAGUUGGAUUAGUGCAACAUCAUCGUCAUCGUCGUUAUCUCAAGACAGACAAAUACCACAGCAUCUAUUCGCAGCUAUCGAAUGUAAACGUAAUACAUCAUCGGAUUCAGAUGCAAUUACAACAACAACAACGACAUUGACAGCCAGUACAUUGUAUGGAGGAUCAGAUAAACGAAAAACAAGUGAAGAUCUGAAACAUGUUGGACGUGGCCCAAUAUUAGUAAAGCAUCAUUCAGAUACAUUUCUUAAUGAAAAUGAUUCAUCAUCAUUAAAUAAUCGAAUUGCAUCAAAAGUAACAUUUGAAAGUUUAGUAACACAAGCGUCUGUUCCAUCAUCACCAAAAACAAGAGAUCAAAGUGUUAUGGCACAAAUUGAUGUACGAAGUCAAAUAAAUUAUUCGACUAAUGGGCAUGAACUAAUUGAAAAUGAAACUAAAAGUGCACGACCAUCAUUAGUCAACGAAGGAACACUUGCAGGAACAACUAGUUUCAAUUCAGCAAAAUCAAGUAUUAAAGAACUGUUACAAAAUCAAAAAUCAAUUCAUCGAAGAAAAUCAAAAUCACAAAAUCGAGCUAGAAAAGCAUUAAGAACAAUUACAUUUAUUCUUGGUGCUUUUGUUGUUUGUUGGACCCCAUGGCACAUCUAUUCAGCAGUUCAUUCAUUAUGCGAAUCCUGUAAAAAUAAUUGGAUAUUUUCAAACCCGAUGUUUCAUUGUUUUUAUUUUCUUUGCUAUCUUAAUUCCCCAAUCAAUCCAUUUUGCUAUGCACUAGCUAAUCAACAAUUUAAAAAAACAUUUACACGAAUAUUAAAAUUAGAUUUACGUCGAUUAUAA
Molecule: messenger RNA, 3528 nt
Organism: Rotaria socialis
Lineage: Eukaryota; Metazoa; Rotifera; Eurotatoria; Philodinida; Philodinidae
Source: the annotation of a GenBank genome assembly